AAUAGACUUAAACACAACGUCACACAUUUAUCCUGCAAGGGGCUUAACAUCAGAAAGGGAAAAAACACACACACACACAAGGCUUUCGUACGAACUGUUGUACUCUUCCAACAGCGGCGCUUUUUCUUUAAAUGAAGGCUGAUCCUUGCGGUCGCGUUUCCUGUGGACUCUUUUUUUUAUAAAUUUUUGACACAACAAAGGAAACAAUAAUUGGUCAAAACAACGUGGUGGUGAACCAAGAAGGGAAAACACACCGAAACAGCGCUUUCCAACGCCGGCCCCCCUUUUCUCCUCCUCGCAAGACGUUUCCAGCCGUGGUGAAAAAAACUGAAGUUGAGCAGGAUUUUUUUUUCCUGCCCUUUUCCUUACUAGAAUUUACUUGUAUUUUUUUUCCAGACUGGGAGAAAAGACAAACCAUCUAUGUAUCUCGUGUCUGAAAACUUCAGACUGAUGUAAGUGAACACCCUAUGUGGGAAGCAAUGGACAGACAGCCUGUUUACUGAAAAGGCGGAAAAUAAUCGAUGUGAGAGCUUGUAGGGAGUGUUUUUGUCUGGUUUUUAAAGUAUUUCCCCGGCUGCGGGUCGCAGAGGAGCACGGAGAGGAAGAAAGGAGCGGACAAGAGCAGGACAGAAACGGGAAUGAUAUGGACCAAGCCUCAGACCAGUGAGCUUCUCUUGCAUGGAAACCCUGCUUCCUUGGCAGCCUGUUCCUCUCUCUAGAGCUCACGGCCAGCAUGGCAGGAUGAGCCUCUGCCAGCAACGAUGAUGGCCAAAAAGCAAGAUCCGCGGCCACCCACCUACAACCUGGUUGUGCUUGGGCUGUCCGGCACAGAGAAGGAGAAAGGGCAAUGCGGUGUGGGCAAGUCCUGCCUGUGUAACCGCUUUGUCCGGCCAAGUGCAGAUGACUUCUACCUAGAUCACACCUCUGUUCUCAGUACCAGUGACUUUGGAGGGCGUGUAGUGAACAAUGACCACUUCCUAUACUGGGGAGAGGCUGUAAGGACAAUGGAGGAGGGGUCAGAAUGCCGUAUAAAUGUGGUGGAGCAGACUGAGUUCAUCGAUGAUCAGACGUUUCAGCCACACCGAAGCACGGCACUGCAGCCUUACAUCAAGAGGGCAGCUUCCACCAAGCUGGCUUCAGCUGAAAAGCUGAUGUACUUUUGCACAGAUCAGCUGGGGCUGGAGCAAGACUUUGAGCAGAAACAGAUGCCGGAAGGCAAGCUUAUGGUGGAUGGCUUCUUACUCUCUGUAGAUGUUAGCAGGGGUAUGAACCGUAGCUUUGAGGAUCAGAUGAAGUUUGUUACCAACCUAUAUAACCAGCUAGCAAAAACAAAAAAGCCUGUGGUUCUGGUCCUUACCAAAUGUGAUGAAGGUGUUGAGCGGUAUAUUAAAGACUCACACACUUUUGCCCUAACUAAGAAGAAUCUACAGGUGGUAGAAACCUCAGCACGUUCCAAUGUCAAUGUUGACCUAGCCUUUUUUACACUGAUUCAAUUAAUAGACAAGAGUAGGGGAAAGCCCAAGAUUAUCCCCUACUUUGAGGCACUGAAACAGCAGAGUCAACAGAUUGCCUCAGCCAAAGACCGCUAUGAGUGGCUGGUCAACCGAAUUGUAAAGAACUACAAUGAGACAUGGCCUGUUGUCAGUCGGCGCAUGCAGACUGCCCCCGAGUACAAGGACUAUGUUUUUCUUGAGGGCACUGCUAAAGCCAAGAAGCUCUUCCAGCAGCAUGUGCAUAGACUUAAACAAGAACACAUAGAGAAACUUAGGAAGCUCUAUCUAAGUACUCUGCCACAGGCACUGUCUACACUCUUACCACAGUUGGAUGAGAUAGACCACUUGAGCUGGUCUGGAGUUCAGAAAGUCCUGGAGACUAAAAGAGAUUUCUGUCAGUGGUUUGUUGUGCUAGAUGAUACACCUUGGGAGACCACAACACACAUUGAUAACAUGGAAGAUGAUCGCAUCCCACAAGACCUACUGGAGACACCAGCAGCGGAAGCCAUUUAUGAGUCCCAUCUGGAGCAGCUAAGGAAUGAGCGGAAACGGGCUGAAAUGAGAUGGGAGUUCAAGGAGAAGUUAAGUGUCUCUCCUUUUAUCACACCAGGGAAGCCAUGGGAGGAGGCCAGAAGCUUCAUCAUGAAUGAAGAGUUCUACCAGUGGCUGGAUGAAGCUGAAUAUCUGGAUAUCUACAAUAAACACCAGAAAGAAAUCAUCGACCGGGCCAAAGAAGACUUUCAAGAAUUGCUCCUUGAAUAUUCUGAGCUCUUUUAUGAGUUAGAGUUGGAUGCAAAACCGAGUACAGAGAAAAUGGGAGCCAUUCGAGAAGUGCUGGGGGAGGAGCAAAGAUUUAAGGCCCUUCAGAAGCUGCAGGCAGAAAGGGAUGCUCUUGUACUGAAACAUAUCCACUUUAUCUAUCACCCCACAAAGGAAUCCUGUCCCAACAAUCCACACUGUGUGGAUACUAAGAUAGAGCAGAUACUGGCCUCCAGAUUCCCAACUCGGUACCCUUCAUCAGACUGUGCGAGACUGGAAGGGGGGAGAGCUGAACGGAUAAAUCUUGUCAUUCUAGGAAAAGAUGGGCUAGCCAGAGAGAUGGCCAAUGAGAUAAGAGCCUUGUGCACCAGUGACGACCGGUACGUGUUAGAUGGAAAACUGUAUGAGCUGACCCUCCGUCCCAUAGAGGGCAAUGUACGCCUCCCAGUUAAUUCCUUCUACACACCAACCUUUACACCGCAUGGCUGCCUAUGUUUGUACAAUUCAAAGGAAUCUCUCUCCUAUGUUGUUGAGAGUAUAGAGAAGCUUAGAGAGUCGACUAUUAGCAGAAGGGAAAGGGAAAACAGCUUAUCUCAACUGCCACUGUCCCUCCUUCUGGUCACCAAGAGGGGGGUGGGGUCCAUAGGGGAUAUUGGAGGGGAGACAGCUCAAACUCUCAUACAACAAGGGCAGCAGGUAGCUGCAAAGCUACAGAGUUCUUACCUAGACCCUGCCUCUCCAGGCAUGGGUUAUGGCCGCAAUGUCAGCGAGAAGCAGAUCACUCAGAUGUUGAAAGGACUCUUAGAAAUACGUAGAAACAUAGGGAGCAGCUCCCCUCCACUACCUCCUCCAUCCUCCAGAGACUCUCAGUCCCAGUCAAUGCUCGAGGCAGACCUGAGGAUAGUCAUGUGCCUGAUGUGCGGAGACACCUACGACCUAGACCAACUCCUUGCUCCCUUCCUUUUGCCCCAGCAUUGUCGUCCUUCCUCAAGCCUCGGUGGUGGCACCUCUGUUCUGCUGGAUCUUAGUAUAGGAGGUCAGAAGCAGAAUAUCGAGCUGUCAUUGCUCUCCUUCCAUUCCUCAUUAGCCCUUCGCAAGGCUGGGCUCGUCCAUGGCUACAUUGCUGUUUACUCUACUCGCCGCAAGGCCUCUUUGGAGACAUUAUGUGCUUUUCUGUGUGAGGUACAAGACAUCAUCCCAAUCCAGUUAUUAGCAGUAGGGGAGAGCCAGAUGGAGCUGUCAGAUUCAGACUCUGCUAAGGAACAAGUUAUUCAGGGGGAAGAAUUGGCUCAUGAAAUAGAGGCAAGAUUUAACACGGUAAUAUGUGGACAUGGUGGCGUAGUAGGUGGUCUUCAUAAGAUAGAUCUCUUCCAGCCUUUCUUAAAAGAGGCGAUGGAGAAGCGCACCAUUGUUGAGGCCACACACAUGUAUGACAAUGUAGCAGAGGCAUGCACCAAUGAGAGCGUCAGCCCUCGUGGUGGCUCUCCCAGCCCGGUUACACUUUUGGACUCAGAAGAUGAUAUUGAUCCAUCACCUCCUUACCCUACCCUGAGGGAGGAUACUCUCAGCUCCCAACUGGGAAGCUUCAAGCUGUCAGAAAUGGAUUCAGAUGAUCCCUUCUCUUUCAUUUCCGAGCUUAGCACUUUUGAGAGCAAGGUGAACAACAAAGUUCCUCCACAAGUGAAGCCCAAGCCAGUCCUUAAGGUUAAUCUUGGCCCUUACAUGGACCAACAGGGAGGCACCAACCGCCGCUCUUUGCCCCAAGCUGUCACCUGGGCCCGAGGUAGUGAUGGUGGCUAUGACCCCUCAGACUAUGCUGAGCCAAUGGAUGCUGUGAGCAAACCUAGACACACAGAAGAGGAAAAUAUUUACUCUGUCCCACAUGACAGCACACAGGGCAAGAUUAUCACCAUCCGCAAUGCCAACAAGGGUCAUUCAAAUGGGAGUGCUGGGGGGAAUGGGUCAGACAGUGAAGCUGAUAGCAGUUCACUGGAGCGCAGAAGAAAAUUGUCUGCGAUUGGCAUUAAGCCUAAGCUUUACAGAGACAGAUCCAAACGGCUUGGGAAGUUCAGCAAUUUUAGGACGAGCUUUUCUAUCGGCAGCGAUGAUGAGAUGGGGAGUUCAUUCAAGGCGAGCCAGGAUGACGAAGGACUUAAGAAAGACAACUCCACUGAGGAUAGUGAGGAUCCUAAAAAGAGAAAUAUUCUCAAAAGCCUGCGCAGAACUAAGAAACCACGAUCCAAACCCAGGCAUUCCAUCUCAAAACCUGGCUACUUUGGCAUGCCACUAUCCACUGUGGUCACUCCUGAGAGACCAAUCCCAGUCUUCAUCGAGAAGUGCAUCCAUUUCAUUGAAACAACGGGCCUGAACACAGAGGGCAUCUACAGGGUCUGUGGGAACAAGGCAGAUAUGGAGAGCAUGCAGCGGCAAUUUGAGCAAGACCACAGCCUCGAUCUGGUGGAGAAAGACUUCACCAUCAACACAGUGGCAGGUGCCAUGAAGGCCUUCUUCUCUGAGCUACCUGACCCUCUGGUGCCCUACAGCAUGCAGACAGAGCUGGUGGAGGCCUUCAAGAUCAACGACAGAGAGCAGCGCUUGCAGACGAUGAAGGAUGUUCUGCGCCGCUUCCCUAAGGAGAAUUAUGAGGUCUUCAAAUAUGUCAUCAGCCACUUGAACAGGGUGAGCCAGAACAACAAGAUGAACUUGAUGACCAGUGAGAACUUGUCCAUCUGUUUCUGGCCCACGCUCAUGAGACCAGACUUCACCACCAUGGAUGCUCUGACUGCUACCCGCACCUACCAGACAAUCAUCGAGAGCUUCAUCCAACAGUGUGCAUACUUCUUCUACAAUCAGCCACUGGCUGACGGCCUCCCUGGCUCCCCCACGGCUACGCUCUCUGGAGGAGGAACCUCUGCCUACUCCUGCAUGGCUGGAGGCUACUCAUCCUCACCAGCUCCGUCCCCAACUCCCUACGUCCUCCCUGCCACUCCACCUGUUAUUCCUCACUAUGGUCCUCCUAUCCACCAUCAUUCCCAUCAGCAUCAGUCCCCAUCCCAUUCCCCGCCUCCUACUCCCCAGUCGCCGCUCCCGGCCCUGCUGCCGCCCUCCCUGCACCCGCAUCACCCCCCGACAGAGCAACACACACUGUGAAUCAGGGAUCAAGGGAAAGCGGAGGGGGAAAAAGCAGAAGGAUAACAAGAUUCAGUUUAAAGGUUUCAGAAUGAGAGAUUUUGAAGUUUUGGGAACGAUGUGAAGGAGAUGAAUUGAAGUAGGAAGUUGGGAGAGAGCGAGUGAGAUGCAGUAUGUACAGGGAGAAGAAGGGGGGCAUUUAUUUCAGCCUUCAGUGCUUUCAGAAAAACGGACACACAGAAGCAAGGAAGGAGAAACACUGAGGAGCCUUUGAACUGACAGUAUGAUCUUUCUCCCUCCCUGCCACUUUAUCCCUUUCUGUCUCUCAGUCUCACUUCAUCUAGAUCUGCCCUCCUUGCCUUAUAGCAAAUCUACAGACAAACAGGCAAAUGAAGAGUCAGAUGUAUCAGUAAUUGUUAAAGGGACUCAGGGAGGGACUAAGAAGUAAAUUACAAGGGUGAAUGUGUAGUCCUUUAUGUUGGGAUUGCUUCAGCGUACACACAACCAUGCACUUAAUGCAAACACCCAGUGGCCAGUGUGCCUCCAACAGCCAUUCUCCUCAGUCCCUUAGCUUCUGAUUGUGCUGGGAAAUUUGGUGGCCUGCACACGUUUGUUUUUUCUUUUUCUUUUUUUCUUUUUUUCUGCAAAUCAAUCCACCUGCUGUAUGUAAUUGGAGGCUGCAUCUGAGACAAAGUGGAUAAGAGAGCCUGAACACACAUUUGUUUCUUUCACCACUGUACAGAGGACUUGAGCAAGAGACACGAGUUGCUGCUCACCCAACAGGAUGUUCUCCUCGAUCACAAAUUCCUAUCUGUCAACCCUUUACUCUGCCGCACACACACACACACACAAAAUCAGUUUUAGUUGAGGCAGUACGCCAAGCACAUUUAAAAAAAAAAACAAAAAAAAACAAAAAAAAAAAACUCACCCGACUGGAUCUACUGGGCAGCAAAUUAGAGCAAAGGAUUGUGGGCACUGUGCUGUCUAUGCAUUUUUGGGAAGGCUCCUCCCACUCUCUGUCACUUUGAACUUCAUCCUCAUGCUCUGUUCUCGUAAACACAAACAGCUUAAAAUGUGAUUAUUUUAUUUUAUUUGGUGAAAGCCUUCAGUCAACGUUCCCAUUACCACUGUCCCCAUUUGUUUUUAUUAUGUUGUUCAUUUAUGAAAAAUCCCAGCCGAACUGGCAACUAGUGUAAUGUGUGGCUGGCUGGCUGGCUGCUUCCCUGAGCACACCUGUAUCCCUGACGUUUUGUUGAAAUUCCCUGCAUUAGACAGAGAGUGGAAAUAAUUCCAGGUUUGGAUCCCCGCCUGUCAUGUUUCUUCUUUCACGCUGUGGUGGAUUCACGAGUGAGCUGGUGCUGCAGUUUUCAUACCAAGGACCUUGUUCAUAAAGCACUUUUCUGAGCACUUUUAAGGCACAUUUUAAAUUGGAGCUGCCAUGACAUGACAGCCACUGUUCACUUUAUUGUCAGUCCACCUUACUGUCUCUUUCUGAGAGCACACCACUGACAUCUAGAGGAAGAAAUGGGUAUUGCCGUUGCUUCCACUGCUGCAUGGGCGUAGCAUCCUUCUCCUACUGUGGUUUGUGUUGCUUCAGAUUCUCUCUUAGGUGCAAUUGUCAAGAAUAAUCUGUCAAGUAGGUUAAACUUAGGUGUAAAAUUAUAAAUUAAGCAACUGUGGCAGUUUUAAAUCUGGUAAAAAUCAGUUGAGAUUACAUAGAUCCUGACAGUGGAACCGCAAAGCAUGUGGCCACAUUGCAGUUGGUUAAGCAUGCAGUGAAUGAAAUUGCCUUUGUGUCUUUAGUUGUUAGUCCCCUGUGGGCACAGACUCAACAUUCAGCCCUUUGUAAAGGAGUCCAUUCCACUACCCAGAAGUUAUUUUAGAGAAAGAAUAUGAAGCCUUAGAGACUGAGGCACAAUGUAGCAUUACAUGCAAGAAAUAAGAGCUGGAAGUAAGGCUCAAGCCUUGAGAGGUGGGAGGCUUUUUAAUCCUUGGAAAUUAUUGGUAACCGCUGCUCUAGGCCCCAGCGUGUUGUCCUCUCAUGAGACAGUGUUUAGAGACAUGUCUCUAAAACAAAGAUUAAAACCUGCUCUUGGUGGACGCAAAAUGUAAUUUGCAAGAGUGCAACCACUACGCCAAACUCCCUCCAUCGUGACUGUUACGCCGCCGCUUCCCCUCGUCAUUCGCUGUCCAAGAGAGACAGUUGGGUCCGGGAGAGACAGCAGACAGAACAGACAGUCCAUUCAUCCGUCUGCAUGACUCGAAUGAAUUCCUCUGCUCACAGCCUGCUGUUACCGUAGAAACCAGCAAGAUGGGGCUCGAGGAGAAUUGCUGAGCCCCGAUCGAAGCAGGUUUUGCAGUGCGUGUGCAUUCAUGCACGUGCUUUGAGUUUGAGUAAGAAUGUGAAGUUAUGCGUGUUAAUGUUAAGCAGAUGCUCACUGAGGUCACCUGCUCUGUUUGACACUAAAUUGCAUCUUUGCGCGUCUCUCUCUCUCUGCCCAAAGAUAUAAGAAAAAAAACAUUCAGCCAGUCACUGAACUCUUAAAGGAGCUUUUAUCAGUCCACACUACCUAUUUACUGCGUGUGUGUGAGUGUAUGUACAGUUUGUGUGUAAGAGUGUGUGUUUGAGCAGGUCGGAGCUAACAUGCUAGCAAGCGUUGCUUGGCAAAUGGCCAGACACCAGUGUGAUCCCACCGAACGUGAAGGAGAGGAAUGCAGCUCCUCUCGCGGUCAUUACCCAACUGUGUAACCCUGUUAGCUCGUCCAGAUUACACACACUGAUCCUCAGUGAAAGUGUGAGAGAGGAUGGGGAGGGGGGAGCGAGAGGGAGGGAAGACAGACAGCAAACUGGUGAAUGGGAUCUUUAUUUGGGAGACGGAGGGAAGAAGGAGGGGUGCCCACUGGUACUUGUGUGUGAACGCCGGCCAGUGGCGUUCCCUGUGUAUAUCAAUGUGUUAAUACUGAACUGACUGUGAGGCAGCCAAAGACUGGAGGGGGAAAGGGUUGAGUGAGAGAUGGGAAGCAAAAGUGACAGUUUAGGAGAACAUUGGAUAAUUAAAAAAAAUUGAAAAUGUGACUUUGGUUGAGCGAUAAUUUGUGGCUGCAUUGCUUUCCUUUUUCUUGGUUUUUUUUUUCUUUUUUGCAACAAUGGUGACAGAUGUCUGUUAAGUUAAAUUCAGAAACAAGCAAAGCUAUAUUCAAAUGGUUGUUUAUUGGUAUGUUAGGGGGUCUAACACUUUUCCCUUUAGUCAGUGGUGAUAGAGAAACUUUCUUUUUAUGGUUUAUUUUAUUAAUUAAAAAAAAGAAGCAUUUUUAACAAUUUCUUGAUGAACGAUUGAGAGACCAGCCCAGUAUAGUGCAUGAUUUCUUCCGGACCAAGGAAGUGGGCUCCACCACUCUCACUAUUUAAGAGAUAAUAAAAAAAAUAUUAAGAAAUGAUGGGGGGUGGGGUGGA
Messenger RNA from Pundamilia nyererei, 8835 nucleotides. RefSeq names its product Rho GTPase activating protein 35a (gene arhgap35a). NCBI's taxonomy places the organism in Eukaryota, Metazoa, Chordata, Actinopteri, Cichliformes, Cichlidae. The transcript is spliced from 7 exons. Gene Ontology annotation, molecular function: GTPase activity; GTPase activator activity; GTP binding. Gene Ontology annotation, biological process: regulation of cell size; regulation of axonogenesis; Rho protein signal transduction. The record is from RefSeq and is a predicted model, not a curated record. Bases 762 to 5402 code for a protein of 1546 amino acids. Gene Ontology annotation, cellular component: cytosol.